GGGAUAAAACCCAAAACCCUCCGCCUCUUUUCUCCGCUCCAAACCCAAUCCUCCAUUGCCGACUUCCUAAUGGACCUCGGCGCCCUUCCCACGCCCAACCCUCUAUCUUUCUCUUCCUCCUUCCUCUCUCGAAACCCUCGCACCAAUCUCCUCUCCAGGCCAUUCUCUUGCGCUCUGAACCCAAGAAGAAGGCGUCGCCACGGCCGGGGAAGGGUUCUUGGAGCUUCUCUCUCCGACGCCGGCGAUGGGCCGGAGAAAUUCUCAUGGCACAGGGUCUCCGAGUCCAUGCGCCGCGGUUCGGAGCGGUUCUUGGCCAGUUUCGUGGAAUACCUCAAGAAGGAGACCGGGCUUGAUCUGGAGCAAGCCAAUCUCAAGGCGGGCGAGCUGCUUGAUGGUGCCCGGGGAGCUGCGGAGAAGGGCAGAGCGGUGGUGGAUCGGUUCAGGUUGGACUUGGUGCCCGAGUUCAUAGAGUGGAACAAGUGGGAGAAUUGGAAGGACAAGGAGAAGUGGGAGCCAAGACGUGUUGGGGCCUUGAUUUUGUAUAUUAUUGUCGUUACAAUAAUAUGUCAGAAAACCUAUGGGGCUUUUACAAGUUAUUUUGAUCGUCGGAGUAAGAGAGAAUUGACUGAGGCUUUCAUGGAGGCAUUGAUUCCCGAGCCAUCACCUGCUAAUGUUAGGAAAUACAAGAAAAGCAUAUGGAGGAAGACAAUGCCCAAAGGACUAAAAAUUAAGAAAUUUAUUGAAGGACCAGGAGGGACACUUAUCCAAGAUGAUUCUUAUGUUGGAGAAGAUGCAUGGGGUGAUGAUCUGGAACCUUCUCAAGAUACUGUAAAUAAAAUUAUUGACAGUGAUACAAGGUUAAGCAUUGAACAAAAGAAGGAGUUAAAGGGAAGCUUAGGCAUUUCAGUUGAUGCUGGCACUUCAAUAGAAAAGCAAGAAGGUUCAACAAACUGGCAAGAGCGACUAGGAAUGUGGAAAGAAGUUCUAAGAAAGGAUAAAUUAGCCGAGCAAAUUAGUUCAAUUAAUGCUAAAUAUGUAGUUGAUUUUGAUAUGCAAGAAGUGGAGAAAAGUUUGCGCAAAGAAGUGGUGGAGAAGGUGUCAGAUACACAGGGUAGUAGAGCAUUAUGGAUUUCCAAGAGAUGGUGGCUUUAUCGUCCAAAAUUGCCUUAUACAUAUUUUCUUGAUAAACUCGAUUGCUCCGAGGUUGCUUCUGUUGUCUUUUCUGAGGACCUGAAAAAAGUAUAUGUGACAAUGAAAGAAGGAUUUCCUUUGGAGUAUGUAGUUGAUAUUCCUCUUGAUCCGUACUUGUUUGAGACUGUCUCAAGUUCAGGUGUUGAAGUGGAUCUCCUUCAGAAACGGCAACUUCAUUAUUUCCUUAAAGUUGUGGUUGCAUUAGCUCCAGGUUUACUUAUUUUGUAUCUUAUAAGAGAGUCUGUGAUGCUCUUGCAUAUAACAUCUCGGCGCUAUCUCUAUAAAAGGUAUAAUCAACUUUUUGACAUGGCUUCUGCAGAGAACUUUAUUCUGCCAGUAGAGAGUUCUGAUGAGACGAAAUCAAUGUAUAAGGAAGUCGUUUUAGGGGGUGAUGUUUGGGAUCUUCUGGAUGAGGUGAUGAUUUAUAUGAAUAAUCCUAUGCAGUAUUAUGAAAAGGAAGUGGCAUUUGUCCGGGGUUUACUUCUCUCUGGACCACCGGGGACUGGAAAAACACUUUUUGCACGGACACUUGCGAAGGAAAGUGGCAUGCCUUUUGUUUUUGCUUCUGGCGCUGAAUUUACAGAUAGUGAAAAAAGUGGAGCGGCAAGGAUUAAUGAGAUUUUCUCCAUCGCCAGAAGAAAUGCUCCUUCUUUCGUGUUUGUGGAUGAAAUUGAUGCUAUUGCGGGACGACAUGCGAGGAAAGAUCCACGCAGACGGGCAACUUUUGAGGCUCUAAUUACGCAGCUUGAUGGAGAGAAAGAAAAAACUGGUGUUGAUCGUUUUUCUCUCAGACAAGCUGUAAUAUUCAUCUGUGCAACUAACCGGCCAGAUGAAUUGGAUCCUGAGUUUGUCCGCCCUGGGCGCAUUGAUCGGCGACUGUACAUUGGUUUACCAGAUGCUAAACAACGAGUUCAAAUAUUUGGUGUGCAUAGUGUAGGAAAGAAGCUCGCAGAAGAUGUGGACUUUGAAAAGCUUGUAUUUCGUACUGUUGGCUAUUCUGGAGCUGAUAUCCGGAAUCUUGUCAAUGAAGCAGCAAUCAUGUCUGUAAGGAAAGGCCAUACCAUGUUUACCCAGCAAGACAUAAUUGAUGUGUUAGACAAGCAAUUGCUGGAGGGCAUGGGUGUGCUGCUUACAGAAGAAGAGCAACAAAAAUGUGAACAAAGUGUUUCUAUGGAGACAAGGAGAUUGUUGGCCGUCCAUGAAGCUGGCCAUAUAUUGUUAGCUCAUAUAUUCCCUCGAUUUGAUUGGCAUGCAUUCUCUCAGCUACUUCCUGGUGGCAAGGAAACUGCAAUAUCUGUGUUUUAUCCUAGGGAAGAUAUGGUAGAUCAAGGAUAUACAACCUUUGGAUACAUGAAGAUGCAAAUGGUCGUCGCACAUGGAGGGCGUUGUGCUGAACGAAUUGUGUUUGGUGAUGACAUCACCGAUGGAGGAAGAGAUGAUCUAGAAAAAAUUACAAGAAUAGCUAGAGAGAUGGUAAUUAGCCCCAGAAAUUCAAGAUUAGGCCUUGCAACUCUAGUAAAAAGGGUUGGAAUGAUGGAUCGACCAGAUAGUCCAGAUGGCGAGUUGAUCAAGUAUAAGUGGGAUGACCCUUAUGUGAUUCCUGCUGAUAUGACUCCUGAAGUGUCUGAACUAUUUACUCGAGAGCUCACAAGGUAUAUUGAUGAGACGGAAGAACUUGCCAUGAACGGUUUACUGCAGAAUAGGUAUAUCUUGGACGUGAUUGCUAGAGAACUUUUAGAAAAGUCAAGGAUCACUGGACUGGAAGUGAAGGAAAAAAUGAAGCAAAUGUUUCCUGUUAUGCUUCAAGAUCUAGCGGAACCAUUCCAAAUAAACCUGGAUGAGGAGGGACCAUUACCUGUUAAUUCUCGUUUGCGUUACCAGCCACUGGACGUUUAUCCUGCACCACUCCACCGGUGUUAAAAGUUCUGGCACUCAAUUAAAUUGUCAGCUCCAUCGAAUUGUAAUAUCAGAUGCAUGAAUAUUCCCAUGGAGAGUAUUUACAUGCUGUUUCCCAGUGAUUGUCAGCUCGAAAUCCACAUCUUUUUAUUGGCAGUACCAAGCAAAAAUUCUUUUCCUGCAGAACUCUCGUGGAGCAUUUUGGGGCCAUUGGUAGUCUCUUUUCUAGUCUGGCCAAUUAUUUGAUUGUCAGACUGAGCUCCUACGGGUGGUAAGAUUAUCAUUCACUACUUUGUAAUUGAAUAUCAUGUGAUUAUAUGUAGCAUUGAGAACAUUGCCCUGCAAAACACAAUUUUUGGCUAUUGUGUUCAAAUUAGGGUAGUUGUAAAUGCUAUCUUUUCCAAGUCAGGAAAUCCUGUAAGAUUUCAAAUUUGGCCAUCAGAGUGACCCUACUUUUAGUGUUGGCAGUGCGGCGGCAAUCAUUCAGAUAUCAGUUUUAGUUUCAAUAUGAUCUGCACUCUCAGGAUAAACGUUCCGAGUUUGGAUAGGAGAGCUAUGAAGAGCACGAGUCCCCGUAGUGGCCGUACAAGGCUUCCAGCAGCAUUGUUUGUUUGACUUGUAUAUUUGUCAGCAAAAGUGUAUCUGAUUUCAGGAAACAAAGUAUCUUGAUUUUUUUAAAAAAAUUUCUUAAAGCUCUCUUUUUCUGGGGAUUGUAUAACUUUGGUCUUUGUGAUAAAUAUUUUUUUGACAAAUUCCAAACAAGAUAGUUUCUCUGCA
Elaeis guineensis (African oil palm) is the source of this 3864-nucleotide messenger RNA. NCBI's taxonomy places the organism in Eukaryota, Viridiplantae, Streptophyta, Magnoliopsida, Arecales, Arecaceae. The record is from RefSeq and is a predicted model, not a curated record.